This is a messenger RNA of Saxophila tyrrhenica, 1089 nucleotides long. RefSeq lists its product as uncharacterized. The coding region runs from base 1 to 1089 and encodes 362 amino acids. The record is from RefSeq and is a predicted model, not a curated record. The transcript is spliced from 2 exons. Gene Ontology annotation, molecular function: protein binding. Lineage: Eukaryota; Fungi; Ascomycota; Dothideomycetes; Mycosphaerellales; Extremaceae.
AUGAGACUCACACCAUGCACUGCUCUCGUUGCAGCUCUCCUGACCAAUGUUCUCGCUCAGCCCACGAUCGAAGAGAGGGCCGGGAAGUUCACCUUCUACGACAUGCUCACUCGCGCCGCCGGUCCCUGCGAUCUGUGCACUGGACCAGAUGGUCAAAUCUGGAGCGAAGACAUCUUGGUCAAUAAGCUGUUCAGCAUCAACCCCGAGACUGGCAAGGUCCGCGAACUUGCAAUACCCUUCACAACUCCUCUCAGCAAUGAGACCAUCCCAGGAGUGAGCCAGUCGAUACAAGAUCGCACUGCUCUUUCCUGCGCCAUACGACCUAGAUCGGACGAGAACCUCUAUGCUUACAACGGCCUUCGUAAUCAGCUCGUUCGCAUCAACCCAACCACGAAGCAGAUCAAGGUCCUCCAGGGUCCUGUCAAUCCAGCCGGCGAUCUCCAACCCUUCAACGACAUCACUGAAGCUCCAGGAGGGAUGUACGUCACCCAGACGAGCGGCAACACAUUCCAGUACUACGACUUCUCCGACGAGAGCUUCACGACGUACGAGGUCCCAACUCCAGCAUCAUUCCCGCUUGGCCUCAAAGUCGCCUCAAAUGGCAAGUUGUACGUUGCAGAACUCAUUGGCAACAGAAUCCUCGAGUUCGAUCCCGAGACCAAGGCCAUGAAAGAGUUUCCUCUGCCUUUGCCUCUCCAAGGCCCUGCGGUUGUCCGUGCCGAACGCAAUGGCUACGUCUACUUCUCUCUCUUCACCGGCAACGGGAUUGGUCGCAUCAACAUCGAGACCCACAAGAUCGAUCUGUAUCCCUCCAGUACACAAGGCGGAUUGGGAGCCGAGGACACACUGGACAGCAAAGGCGGUGUCUGGCUCUCCUACUUUACUGCCAAUGUCCUCGCACGGCUCGACACAAAUACGUUCAAGUACAAGUACGUGCCGUUCCCCGAUACCUUCGCCAGAGGAGGUCUCUCUGGUAUUCUGGGCGACAUUCCACCGUACGUCGAUGUCGCCGUUCAUUAUGGCCCUGGUGAUGCCGUAUGGUUUGCCAGCAUCAUCGAAAACAAGGUUGGCCGGUAUGCACUCUCGUAG